AAAUCCACCUCUGUCGAAGAAGAGGCAAAAAUUCGGCAUAUUCACUUCGGCGAGUGUGAGUAUUUCGCAGUUAGCGAAACGAGAACGGCCGGCGGCUUCAAGACGAAAUUACUGUGAAACUUUGAGAAACCACGCAGUGUCGUUUCUUGCGCUGUGGGACACUGUUUCUCGUAGAGACAGAGCCCUUUCCUCGGUUCAGAUUUUUGUUACUCUUCAGUCAUGACUGACACAAUCCGUCAAGCACCUGCUGUCUUGGAAGCCAACCAGCCAGGUGCCCAACUGGAAGGCCAAGGUUCGUGCGAACCCAUAACCCCCAGCUAUUCACCAAAAUCACGCGCGUACACUCCGACCGACUUCAAUCACACUGGCCACUUAAUGGACGAGAAAACGAUUGGAGCCAUCUUGGAACGAUUGAAUGCGAGCGCGCGAGCCCAAGUGUCGCGCAUGCGUGAUGAAACCGAUCCUGCAGGCAAGCAGACUACCGCCGGUGGCAAGACCUAUGCGCAAGCCGUGGAGAACGGUACUCGCACCUCUCCCGGAUCUUCAGCUUCCGCUGAUUCUACCUCCAUUGUUCCUACAAUCCGGAAGGAGCUCGUAACUCCACAUGAAGCAGCAGCCAAGAGCACCGAUGAUGGUCUCCUUCGUAUCAAAGUUGAGCCAAUGGAUGUCGAUAUUGCCGAAAGCGACCAAGUGCCCCACCAAGCAGCUUCGCGUGAGUUACGUGGCCGUCAGCAUUCCGUCCGUGACGCCCGAGCUUCGCGCGAACGAACCACCAGUCCGUCGAUUGACUCCUCUGCUCCCUGGAGCUCAAGCACGGUCUCGCCCGGCAAGUCCCAAUCGUCUCCUCGACGCGAAUCUUCCUGCGUCUCGGUGCCUUUUGCGGCGAAUCAAAAAACCCAGUCCAAGGAACCUUCAGCCACCUCCCCCAUAUACCCUCCAGGCUUAGAGCCAGCGCACUUAACCCUUCCCAACGGCGACAAGUCGUCAUGGAAACCCGGCCCGAUCCCCAUCGUGGAUGUCGCACUGGAGACUCACAGGGCGGUUAUGAGACGAAUGCGGUAUGAUCGAAAGAGUGAGGAAAGCGAGCUCGCUAUCGUCGACCGACAAAAGGCCGAGAUCGAGAAGGAUAUUGAAAGGUUGAAGGAAGAUAUCAAGGUGUUGCGUGAACAACUUGACAAAAAAGAAGCGGCACUUGCUCGUAAGCAAGGCGGAAUCCAUGAGAUGAAUGGCAUCCGGAAGUACGUCGAGCUUAGGGUUGAAAUUUCGGACAAAGAGUACGAGAGCGCCUUGGCCUAUGAAAAGUUGCUGAUGGAGCGACCUUUCGGACCGGACCGUUUGAAGCCCCUUGAGAAGCCGGAUCAGACACCGGUCUCUGCACCGUCGGCACCCGCAGUCGAUGCCCCUAAGGCCGCCAGCCAUCUUCCGCAGAAAGAGAAGCAAUCGGCUGUGACUCCCGCCUCGAGACGGAUCCCUUUACGCAAGACGAGCGACGCUUCCACAGAGGAGCGCGCCCGCACAUCUCCAGCCUCGGUGGAACCUCCACGAACUGAGCUGGCCGGUGCUGCCGAAAAGCAGCAUGCCGUAGUACCCCACGCCGCGGCGAUCCCUAAUAAGCGCGCGAGGUCGCCCGACAACGACCGCGACGUUCGCGUCGAACGUCGCCCGAGCACCGUGCCUCCGGCAGGGUAUGACCCUCGGGUCGGACCGUUCAGCCACUCUCGACAAGGAUCCGGUCCCAGCAAUAUAUGCUAUGACUACAAUCGCUCGGAGUGCAGAAGUCAAGGCUGUACCUUUCGCCACCUUUGCGUCGCAUGCGGCGGGCACCAUCCUUUCCAUGCGUGCAAUAACAAACGCACCAGCUGCUUUCGCUUCAACAACGAAGAGUGUGGGCAGCAAUGCCAUCGCGAGCAUCGAUGCCUUCGUUGCGCCGCCGGUGACCAUCGCUGGCUCGACUGUGACAUCCCGCCGCCCUCGGAACCCGGCAUCGAGUAUUGCCUGACCUGGAACUCGUCCCGAAACUGCCACAGUGGCCCGACCUGCGAGCGUCGUCAUCAAUGCCUCCGGUGCCUUGGCAAUCACGCAGUGAUCGUCUGCCCAGAAAACGUCGGCAAUUACUUUGAUACCAUUGACGGUCGAUACCUUGCCGGUGGGAUGCAGCCCGUGGGCCCUACGCCGCCCGUUCCCAUGAACAUGAUGGGCGGGGCCAUGCAUAUGAUGCCUGGCCCGCAGAUCAAUGGGAUGCCGAUGAUGCCGUUGUCACAAUGGGACAUGCCUUUGCCGCCGCCUCCCUUCCCUCUGGGCGCCGCUUCGGCUGGCCGCGACGAUUACAAGCCAAAAAGGAUGCGGAUGGGAUAGAUCGCAUCCGACAGCCACGCGGGUCUUCUCUUCAAUAUACCAACCAACAUUCAUCACCACAAGCAUGUAUUCGACGACUUGCAUCUUUCAGCAUGUCGAUCGAUUUAUUUCUGGCGCCAUUUCACCUGCAACAUCACUCGUCAUUUCAACAAAUCAUCUCGUGUGGACAUUUCUGCGGCUAGGGUAUCCAUCGUUCAUCCCCUU
Molecule: messenger RNA, 2559 nt
Organism: Fimicolochytrium jonesii
Lineage: Eukaryota; Fungi; Chytridiomycota; Chytridiomycetes; Spizellomycetales; Powellomycetaceae
Exons: 2
Coding region: 220-2355 (711 amino acids)
Source: RefSeq, a predicted model, not a curated record